Molecule: messenger RNA, 969 nt
Organism: Oikopleura dioica
Lineage: Eukaryota; Metazoa; Chordata; Appendicularia; Copelata; Oikopleuridae
Source: the annotation of a GenBank genome assembly
AUGGAUGUUGAGCCGAUGUCCCUUGGCUCGCCCCAGCAAAGUAAUGAUCGAUUGAGCAAGCCUGGGAGCCAAACAUUUCUGCCAAAUUUCUUGAUCGGAUCGAGUCAAUCCACGCCUACAGUCACCAGAUCACUUCAAUCAGCAGUUUCUCCAAAAUCACAGACACCCGGAACACCAGGAUCACGAAGCGAAAGUCAGCUUGCCAAGCCCCGAUUGCCAGACAGAACAGAAGUAAAAUCACUCGGACCUCCAGUCGCGUCAUUGAAUGCUCUUUUUUCUCCUCCCAGUCCUCACGCUCAUAACAAAUCUGUCGGCGGAAAUGCAUCAAUGAUAAUUUCUGAAGAGCAGAAUACGUCCAUCAAUCAACACACUCAAAACGGCGCUCCAAAAUCGCCGACUCAGUUGGAUCCGUUCUUUCAAAACGGAGGGCGCGUGACGAGCGAUCCUACUUGGAUCACAAUUUUCGGAUUUCCAAGUGCUGCUGAGGCGUUUAUAAUUCGACAAUUUAGACAAUACGGCGUCAUUGUCAACUACAUACCACAGACCGAAAAUGCUAAUUGGAUUCACGUACAGUACUCGAAUAAAAUGCAAGCUCAAAAGGCCUUGAGUAAAAAUGGAAAGAUCAUUGACGGAAACAUCAUGAUAGGAGUGAUACCCUGCAUCGUAGAUCCAGGACAGGAACAAGUGGCUUCAGUAGAUAUGACAAAGUUCGGAAACACCUUCAGCGCGAACCAAACUGGGUCUGAAAACGUACCGCCGCGGAACCGAAGCGUUCUCGGGGACCGAUCGUUCAACAGCUUCUCCCCAUCCAUCUCCGGAACGCCCACCCGGCGAGGAAUGCGCCGCAUGCACUCGGUCGCAGGCCACAGCAUGAGCACCACCAAUCACUACGCUAAUGAAACCAACGCUCCUAAAAAAGACAACUCUUUUAUGGGGAAGACAAUGAGCUUGCUGUUCGGAGACUGGUAA